Eruca vesicaria subsp. sativa (arugula) is the source of this 351-nucleotide messenger RNA. The record is from the annotation of a GenBank genome assembly. Lineage: Eukaryota; Viridiplantae; Streptophyta; Magnoliopsida; Brassicales; Brassicaceae.
AUGGACUACGGGAAGCUCGUCGUCAUCGUCGAUGUCGUCGACCAAAACUGGGCUCUUGUGGAUGCCCCUGACAUGGAGAGAAUCCAGAUGAAUUUGAAGAGGCUUUCUCUUACUGAUAUCGUCAUUGAUAUCAACAGAGUACCUAAGAAGAAGAAUCUCAUUGAGGCUAUGGACAAAGCUGAUGUGAAGAACAGGUGGCAGAAGAGUUCAUGGGGAAGGAAGCUGAUAGUACAGAAAACAAGAGCUGCCCUCAAUGACUUUGAUAGGUUCCAGAUCAUGUUGGCCAAAAUCAAGAGGGCGGGUGUUGUGAGACAGGAUCUUGCAAAGCUCAAGAAAGAGAUCACCGCUUGA